This is a messenger RNA of Glycine soja, 1371 nucleotides long. Its product is annotated as UPF0481 protein At3g47200-like. The coding region runs from base 1 to 1371 and encodes 456 amino acids. The record is from RefSeq and is a predicted model, not a curated record. Lineage: Eukaryota; Viridiplantae; Streptophyta; Magnoliopsida; Fabales; Fabaceae. The transcript has a single exon.
AUGGACCAAACUCAAAAUGAGUCUGGUUGGAUGCAUUCUAUCAAAGUGACACUAGGAUCUCUAGAUCACAGAGAGGUUAAGUCCUUCAUAAGCAGCAUCCCUUGUGUUUCAAGCAAGCUUAGAAAAUCAAAUGAGGAAGCUUAUUCACCAAAGUUUGUCAGCAUUGGACCCUUAUACAGAGGAACAAGUAGCCACCUUCUGGCCAUGGAAGAGCACAAAUGGCGUUACAUGCUGGCUCUCCUUCAUAGAACUCAAAAUCCAGUUUCAACCUUGGAUGAAUGUGGCACUGUCAUUCUAGGCUUGGACGAUGCAGUUCGUGCAAGCUAUGGAGGUAACAUCAAAUAUGAAGCUCAUGAGCUAGCCAAAAUAAUGUUACUUGAUGGCUCCUUCUUGCUAGAACUUCUUCUUAGAUGCGCACCACCAAACAUGGUUCCUCAAAUUCCAAAAGAAGAUAACCAUAAUAAUGGUUCUUCUUCAGAUCCAAUACUAGGACACAAAGAGGUGUUUUUAUCUAUUCUCACCGAUUUCACUCUACUAGAGAACCAAAUGCCCUUUUUUGUUCUCAAGACAUUGGCUAGGAUGCUUUUUCCCAAUGUCUUCACAAGUGAAGCUGAUCACCUUGUUGCUGAUCUCACACUGUCUCUCUUCAGCUACCCUUUGAUCCGGUGUCCUAGCGUGGCGCAUUUUCUUCACCUCAUGCACUUGUCCUCCAUUGUUGAUGAGGGACAAAAGGUGAAACAAGCUCAGCAAGAGCUUAAGCGUUGCGCGACAAGGCUUAGAGCUGCUGGUGUAACAAUUAGGAAAGUUGAGAGACACAGCAAGUUGGUUAACUGGUUUGGCUUUGACAUAAGAUUUUCCAAAGGGGUGCUUGAAAUUCCACCACUUCAUGUAGUUGACACAACUGAGGUCUAUUUGAGGAACUUCAUUGCAUGGGAGCAAAGUAGAAUUGGCAUCAACAGGCAAUUCACUUCUUAUGCUUUGUUUCUUAGAGGCUUGAUGUGUUCUGUGCAAGAUAUUGAGCUGCUUGUGGAAAAUGGUGUUUUGGUGAAAGGUACUAAGAUCAGCAACAGAGAUUUGCUCACUUUGUUUGGCACAAUCACAAAGGGAGUGGACCAAAUGGACAAUAGUUACAGCAAACUUUGUGAGGACUUGAAUGCUUACUCAGCAGUGAACCCCUUGAGGAAGUUCCCUAUACUGAUGUUGCAUUGUUGCAACCUUUGUGUAGAAUGCAUCAGAUACUCUUGCAAACACAGCUAUAAAAUCUUGAUUAGAGAUCAUAUCCCAAAUGUGUGGAAAUUGAUAGGGAUUGUGGUAGCUGCUGCUCUGCUUGCUCUUACCAUUAUGCAAACCUACUAUUCAGCCCGUGGCUAA